Molecule: messenger RNA, 810 nt
Organism: Serpula lacrymans var. lacrymans S7.9
Lineage: Eukaryota; Fungi; Basidiomycota; Agaricomycetes; Boletales; Serpulaceae
Exons: 4
Coding region: 1-810 (269 amino acids)
Source: RefSeq, a predicted model, not a curated record
AUGUGCCAGUAUGGGAAGCACUGCUGGCGAUGUAUGGAGGAUGGCCCUUACUUGCAAGUUCUAGAUGGGCUAGAGAUUAUAAGCUAUAGAAAUAAUGUUAAGACUAAGGUACUGUCAGUUGAUGGAGAGAUACUGGAAACACUGUGGGCCCCUCUCAAUAACAUCACCAGCAGUACCAGGGGUAUGACAGCAGCUCACAGAAGAGAAAUACUUGAUGAUCACAUGGGAGAUUCCAAUCAGAAGAAAAUCAUCAGAAUGGGAGCAGAUCCUCUUGAUAUUGCUACAUGUACCUCGUAUGAAAGUAAAGUGCAGAAUGUCAGAGCAGACAAUGUCAAGACCCUGGACCUUUAUGAUGUGAUAGAAAAGAAGCCCAUCACCAGAGUAGAAAUCCAACUCCAACUCACAGAGAAAGAGAACAAGGGAAAUUCUGCCAAAGGAGUUGCAUAUUGGCUUUUGGCCUGUCUUGAAAUUCAAGAAGCACAGUGGCUAAUCAAUCUUAGGUUACAACUGCAAUUAUGUGUCAAAAAACUAGGAAAGUUCCUUUCUGUCACAGAUAAAUUAGAUGUGGAAGAAAGAAGACAACAACUCUCCUUGAGAGUGGAGGCCUUUCAAAAAGGAGUUGAGAAACACAUGGGAUCAUUGAAUGGUGACACUCAUGUGUCUCAAUUACUAAUUUUGGAGGAUGACAAUCCCUCGCUUGGGGAUGAGUUUGAAGACAUCGAUCUUAAUACAUUUUCCACUAAACCUUCAAGCAAGGAAAAUAGUUUGGUGGAGCUCACCACAUUGACUCCUCCUUCUGAUCUGAGAUGA